This is a messenger RNA of Linum tenue, 423 nucleotides long. The record is from the annotation of a GenBank genome assembly. NCBI's taxonomy places the organism in Eukaryota, Viridiplantae, Streptophyta, Magnoliopsida, Malpighiales, Linaceae.
AUGAAGGCAGCUUCCUUUCUUCUUCUGGUGGCAAUAGCGUUGCUGCUGUCCUCUUUAGCGACGACAAAUGGCGCCGUGGCUGAUAAUAUCGAGUCGUCGCCGAGGGCGACAACGUGCAGGCGCGGGGAGCUGCCGACGAAGCUGGCGAUGGUGUGUUGGAAGGCGAUCUUCGAGGUGCCCUUCUGCGUCUUCGAGAUAGUCAAGGUUUACGAAGGCGGGUCGGUGUUCGACAUCGGCAAGCCUUGUUGCCGGGCGUUCGUCGACCUCUCCGACGACUGCAGGAUCGAGGUUUUCCAGCAUUCCAAGUUUUUCCCUGUGAUCGAGGGAUUCUGUAAAGCCGUUAUCGGCGCCGGACCUAUCGGCGGCGGUAGCGGUGUCGUCCGAGCUCCGCCUCCUCAUCACCACCAUCAUCAUUCCGGCUGA